CCAUGCUACCCGAGAGUCAUUUACAAGUCGAGCCUCAUUCUGAACCGAGAGUAAGACGUCGAGAUAUUCUACGAAGUCUGGCUUCAAGAUCUACAACACGAGUCAUGAGCGAGCUCAGCAAGUUGUACUAUCCACCAGAUCAUGACCAAGAAUCCAACAUCACACCGCGUUCUCAGGAAUUACACAGAACAGACACUGAUGACAUAAACAACGUUAUAAACAGUCCACAAGAUACUAUAACACCACAUUGCAUGCUUUAUCCUACAUACGCCACACAAAUAGAGACUGAAGAAGGUACUCGAUGGAAAAUGGAUAUUGGUGGAUGGGUGUAUGCCAUGCCAAGUCCAGGAAGAAUGGAGAGGCUUUUAUUGGCGGUUGGGCGUACCUAUGGCGGCUUAAUGGUCAAUUCGGCUGAAGAUAAUCAUUUUGUAAGCUUAUUGAACCAGUUCAGGUGUCAAACAAUACGCAAUAUCGAUGUAAAUAUUCGCCUCGGAAAAGCUAUCGAAAGUAUGGGUAAGCUUGUGCAUGAGCACGAGCAAAGGAAAGCAGAGGAGGGUGAAGCGGAGGAGGCUGGUACAUCAAUGAUGUUGAGUUCUGGACCAAGUGGUCGAUUCCAAGAUACAUGGAUGUUAAAUCCAGUCGACUGCGAGAACUCCAUAGAAAAAAAACUACUCCAACUGGAAGCAAUCUUUGACGGUGUUAAUAUUCCAAAUAGAGGUUUAGUGGACCUUAUCGACUCUGAGGGAAUAUCAGUAAUAUCAGAUAUUGAUGAUACUAUAAAAAUCACAGGUGUGUUAGAUGGCAGGGAUGCAAUCUUACGAAACACAUUCUUCAAAAAAGCACAAGAAGUCCCAGGAAUGUCCAAGGUGUAUCAGACUUGGGCAGACCAAGGCAUACACAUACAUUAUGUCUCAAACUCACCAUGGCAGGUCUAUCCUGCUCUGAGGGAGUUCUUUGAACAAGUCAAAUUUCCUCAAGGAAGCAUGCAUCUUCGUGUUAUCAACACUCAAGAUAUUAUCAGGGGUAAGCCGAUGCAGCACAAGUUGGAUGUUAUCCCUCGAAUUAUUCAGGAUUUUCCAAAGAGGAAGUUUAUCCUUAUAGGCGAUUCCGGAGAGCAUGACCCAGAAAUAUAUCAAGAGAUUUAUCGACAGUUCCCUGAUCAAAUCAUCAAAGUCUUUAUACGAGAUGUUUCUAGUGAGCUGGCAAUUCACGCAGACAACAACAAAGACACUUCCUCAUCAGAGAGAAUGUACAACAUCAUCCGUAAAUUCAUAUCGCAGGAACACAGUACAUUGAAGCGCACAAAUACUUCUCAGACAGCCAUGGAUGCAAUCACAAAUACAGAGGUACCCAAGUCACAACAAGUUGCUAUGGAUCCAAGUGUCCCACAGGCAACCAGACUUGAAUUGUUCAAGGAGAGAAUGGAACAAGCUGCAAGUGAUAUGAAAGAGGGUGCUUUUACUGUUUUCAAAUCCUCUACUCAGCUAAUAACAGAUCCUGUUGUGACAGAAGAGUUUUUAGUUGCCAGCUCAACUUCAUUAAGCAUAUAAACCAGAAAAUCCAUCAGAUUGAGUUUUUCAUUCUAAACAUCGCACACACACUUGCAUAUAACAUAUAGGUGUAAUGUGGACUUUUCUUUGUUUUACUUUAACUAAAUUACAAAUUAAUACUAUAAUAUAAUCAAUAUUCACGGAUCGCUUU
Messenger RNA from Phycomyces blakesleeanus NRRL 1555(-), 1701 nucleotides. RefSeq lists its product as hypothetical. The annotation marks the transcript as partial. Gene Ontology annotation, cellular component: actin cortical patch. The transcript is spliced from 7 exons. The record is from RefSeq and is a predicted model, not a curated record. Lineage: Eukaryota; Fungi; Mucoromycota; Mucoromycetes; Mucorales; Phycomycetaceae. Gene Ontology annotation, molecular function: phosphatidate phosphatase activity.